AUGAGCCGAUUUGGAACUUUAUAUCGUGGUUCAAGAAGAAUACCCAUGACUGCAAAAAGAGGCCAUGAAUAUUAUAAAGGUAAUCGUAGUGGUGCGAUAGGUGGUUAUCGAAUUGAUAUUAAAAAAGUUCGAAAUUUCAUUGUGCCUGAUUUGACUGAUUUUAAAAUUAAACCUUACGUGUUUACACCAAGAAAUUAUUUGUAUAUGGCAAAUAAAUAUGCAAAGGAUAACAAUUUGAUUGAUUUAUAUUAUAGACCAAAUAAUUCGAAUUCAUCCAUCACAACACAAGAACAUCAAAAACAAGUCGAUUGA
Molecule: messenger RNA, 312 nt
Organism: Entrophospora sp. SA101
Lineage: Eukaryota; Fungi; Glomeromycota; Glomeromycetes; Entrophosporales; Entrophosporaceae
Source: the annotation of a GenBank genome assembly